GUAAAAGGGUGAAGCAUAGGCGAGUAGACAAAGGGAAGGUGAGGUUAUCAAAUUGCAGCUUCUCCUUGGAAAAGAAGAUUUAGCUUCGGAAGAGUAGGGACAGGGACAGGUCUUAUGGCGGUGCUGAAGUUUGUUUGUUCAACAAUUACCUUAACAACGACAAACACAUACCAAACCCAAACCUUACUUAGAUUUCAUUCUUCGUUUCUUCUCUGACCAUUUUCAAUUCUUCACACAACACACAUUCAUAUAAUCAUAUCUGACAAUUUGUCACACACUUUAACUUUACUACUUACUUGCCCAAUUAACUAUUUCAUCGUCAUAUGCUAAAAAGCUUUCAACUUUAAAGUUAACCAUAAAGAAAAGCUCUCUGUGAAAGAAAAAAGCAACAACCAAAUUGAUCUUCGGUUCUGGGUUACAAUUGAAAUGCUGAAGCUCUCUGAGGUCGUUCAUGACAUAUAAGCAGUUCAGAAUUUAUCGCUACUUGCUAAGCAUUUAGUUUAGCACUACCCUUCUGCUUCUGCCACAACGUAAAAAGAUGGCAGCUCUGGUCAAUGCUGCAACAAGUGAGAAACUGGCUGAAACUGACUGGAUGAAAAAUAUUGAAAUCUGUGAAUUAGUUGCUCAUGAUCAAAGGCAAGCUAGAGAUGUUGUUAAAGCUAUAAAAAAGAGGCUGGGUAACAAGAACCCAAACAUUCAACUUUAUGCUGUCGCGUUGCUGGAAAUGUUGAUGAACAAUAUUGGAGAUCGUGUUCACCAGCAGGUGAUUGAUACAGGAAUUAUUCCUAUUCUUGUGAAAAUUGUGAAGAAAAAAUCAGAUUUGCCUGUAAGGGAGCGGAUAUUUCUCCUAUUAGAUGCCACACAAACAUCCCUUGGUGGUGCUUCUGGAAAGUUUCCACAGUAUUAUAAUGCAUAUUAUGAUUUGGUGAGUGCUGGGGUGCAGUUUCCUCAAAGGGAUCAAGUGACCCAAUCAAAUCGUCCCCGUUCACAACUUAAUGGGAUUAACAAUGUACCGAACAGGGAGCAGGUCCCGCCUAGACAUCAGCAAGCAGAGUCCCAAACUGUUCCUGAAUCUAGCAUUAUUCAAAAGGCUAGUAAUGCAUUAGAAGUUUUAAAAGAAGUCCUUGAUGCUAUCGAUGCCCAACAUCCUCAGGCUGCAAGAGAUGAAUUCACCCUUGACCUUGUUGAACAAUCUUCAUUUCAGAAGCAAAGGGUAAUGCAUCUUGUGAUGGCUUCUCGAGAUGAGAGGAUAGUUUCUCGAGCAAUUGAAUUAAAUGAGCAACUUCAGAAAGUUCUUGCAAGACAUGAUAGCCUUCUUUCGGGCAGGCCCACAACAAUAGCUAAUCAUUUGGAGUGUGAAGAAGCUGAGGAUGAGGAGGAAGAACCAGAACAGUUAUUCCGGAGAUUACGCAAAGGAAAGGCUUGUGCAAGGCCUGAAGAUGAAGAAAGAGAACCUGAGUUUCCUCACUUGUGUUUUCUGGAAGAGAGACUCAACCGGCCGUUAAUAAGACCACUAUCUUUGGAGCCAUCUCGAGAAGCUAAUACUUAUUCUGCACCUGCUGUGAUUCCUCCUCACAUGGCAAUUCCACCACCGCCUUCAAAGCACAUUGAGAGGGAGAGAUAUUUUCAGGAAAAUAAAAAGGACGGUGCUACUUUGGCUGGCCACUUGAGAGGCCUCUCCUUACAUAGUCACAAUGGCAGCAGCUCUCACAGUGGAAGCUUUGAUUUUAGUGAUUGAUCUCUUAACAUAAGAACCUCUUUUUUAAACUUUUAUUUUUCAAUUCUAUGGUGUUGGGAAUUGAAGUUGAUGGUUUCUGAUUUAGUCCUUUUGUGUGUGUGCGGGGGUGGGGGGAGGGGGUGAUAUGCCUGCUUCAGUUUGUAAGAAUGCAUGUAAUUAAGGGUGUUUAUGAGAUCAUGUGCUAUGAGACCGGAGGUUUUGUAAGUUGCAAUCCUAGUGUGAUAAUGCUUUCUCUUUCUAAUUUCUAGGGAACUGUAACUAUACA
Messenger RNA from Glycine soja, 2003 nucleotides. Its product is annotated as TOM1-like protein 5. Gene Ontology annotation, biological process: protein transport to vacuole involved in ubiquitin-dependent protein catabolic process via the multivesicular body sorting pathway. Bases 539 to 1738 code for a protein of 399 amino acids. The transcript has 11 exons. Lineage: Eukaryota; Viridiplantae; Streptophyta; Magnoliopsida; Fabales; Fabaceae. Gene Ontology annotation, molecular function: phosphatidylinositol binding; ubiquitin binding. The record is from RefSeq and is a predicted model, not a curated record.